This is a messenger RNA of Rubroshorea leprosula, 2542 nucleotides long. The record is from the annotation of a GenBank genome assembly. NCBI's taxonomy places the organism in Eukaryota, Viridiplantae, Streptophyta, Magnoliopsida, Malvales, Dipterocarpaceae.
GGCAACAUCUCCAACUCCGUCCCAGAUAUAAAAUACAAAAUUCAUUUUUACAUCUUUUCUGGAUCUAUUUUGCGUUUCGAUUCCAUCUCUAAUCUCUUCUAGUAUAGAAACAGAAUCCUUCAAUUUUAAAGACAGACAACUAGAAGGAGCAGGCAGCACUCUGCUUCCAUCCCACGCCGCGUUCUUGUGGAGUCUUUGCCGAAUCAGAUCCGCUUCCUCUUGCCCUGAACUCUCCAGGAAUCCGCUAGAUCUGCCACCGAUUUGAUGUUGAAAUAGCUUAGAUCAAGCACAGGACAGAGAAGAAAAUGAGGGCAAUUGGUGGAGUAUUCCUUGUUUUGGUUUUGUUUUCACAUGCUUGCCAUGGGUUUUACCUACCUGGAAGUUACAUGCAUACAUAUUCAACCCAUGAACGAAUAAUUGCCAAAGUCAAUUCCUUGACCUCUAUUGAAACUGAGCUUCCCUUUAGCUAUUAUAGCCUCCCUUACUGUAAACCACCAGGGGGAAUAAAGAAAAGUGCUGAGAAUCUUGGUGAACUUCUCAUGGGAGAUCAGAUUGAUAACUCUCCUUAUCGGUUUCAAAUGAAUGUGAAUGAGUCAGUAUACCUCUGCACUACCCAUCCUUUGAGUGAAAAUGAGGUUAAGCUCUUGAAACAGAGGACUAGGGAUUUGUAUCAAGUGAAUAUGAUACUUGACAAUUUGCCAGUAAUGAGGUUUGCAAAUCAGAAUGGGGUUAAGAUUCAGUGGACUGGUUUCCCUGUGGGCUAUACUCCACCUAAUGGUAAUGAUGAUUACAUUAUCAAUCAUCUGAAAUUCACAAUCUUGGUUCAUGAGUAUGAGGGAAGUGGUGUGGAGAUAAUUGGUACUGGUGAAGAAGGUAUGGGGGUCAUUUCUGAAUCUAAUAACAAGAAGCCACCUGGGUAUGAGAUUGUUGGUUUUGAGGUUGUCCCAUGUAGUGUUAAAUAUGAUCCAAAUGCUAUGACAAAACUCAAAAUUUAUGACAAAGCCCCAUCUGUGAGUUGCCCCUCGGAGCUUGAGAAGUCCCAGAUAAUAAGGGAACAAGAGAGAAUAUCAUUUACUUAUGAUGUUGAAUUUGUGAAAAGUGAUAUUAGGUGGCCAUCUAGGUGGGAUGCUUAUUUGAAAAUGGAAGGUGCUCGUGUGCAUUGGUUCUCAAUUCUGAAUUCUCUGAUGGUGAUCUUUUUCCUAGCUGGUAUUGUUUUUGUCAUUUUCUUGAGGACUGUCAGAAGGGACUUGACAAGGUAUGAGGAGUUGGAUAAAGAGGCUCAAGCACAGAUGAAUGAGGAGCUCUCUGGAUGGAAGCUUGUUGUUGGUGAUGUUUUUAGAGAGCCAGACUGCCCAAAGCUUCUCUGCGUGAUGGUAGGUGAUGGGGUUCAGAUUACAGGAAUGGCAGUUGUCACUAUUGUUUUUGCGGCCCUUGGUUUCAUGUCACCAGCAUCCCGUGGAAUGCUGCUCACGGGUAUGAUUAUUCUUUACCUUUUCUUGGGCAUUGCUGCAGGGUAUGUGGCUGUACGUCUCUGGAGAAUGAUCAAGGGAACUACAGAAGGUUGGAGGUCUGUUUCAUGGUCAGCUGCAGGCUUCUUCCCUGGAAUUGUCUUUGUCAUCCUUACAGCAUUGAAUUUUGUUCUCUGGGGUAGCAAGAGUACUGGUGCUAUUCCCAUUUCCUUGUAUUUUGAACUGUUGUCUCUCUGGUUCUGCAUCUCAGUGCCUCUCACCCUUAUGGGAGGAUUCUUAGGGACUAGAGCUGAGGCAAUUCAAUAUCCAGUGCGGACCAACCAGAUUCCCAGGGAGAUUCCUGCACGGAAAUAUCCAUCAUGGCUUCUUGUCCUUGGUGCUGGAACCCUUCCAUUUGGAACUCUAUUCAUUGAGCUUUUCUUCAUCCUUUCUAGCCUCUGGCUCGGCAGGUUCUAUUACGUCUUUGGGUUCUUGCUUGUAGUUCUUCUACUUCUGGUUAUUGUCUGUGCUGAGGUGUCUGUGGUUCUUACUUACAUGCAUCUCUGUGUUGAGGACUGGCGGUGGUGGUGGAAGGCUUUCUUUGCUUCGGGUUCUGUUGCCCUCUAUGUGUUCCUUUACUCCAUCAAUUACCUGGUGUUUGACCUACAGAGUUUGAGUGGACCAGUGUCAGCUUUCCUUUACAUUGGCUAUUCCAUGAUCAUGGCAACUGCAAUCAUGUUGUCUACUGGAACCAUUGGCUUUCUCAUGUCAUUUUACUUUGUUCAUUACCUUUUCUCAUCAGUUAAGAUUGAUUAAAAACUACCCACGGCAAUAUUUCUCAACCCACCGGAAAGAAAGCUUGGCAUGUAGGAAAACAAACACGCCACUUCCUGGUAAACCAUGGAGGAUCAUUUCUGGGUUAUCAAUAGUUUUCUGUUGGUUGCAUAUUUAAGAUCCGUUAUAUUUUUCGCUAUUUUCGUUGAGGUUAGGACUUCAUUUACUGUGGUGUUUUGAGGAAGUUGUAACUUUUGGACUUCAUAUCUUUGUAUUUCCUUUUAUCUUGUCUAAUUAUAUUAUAAAAAUUAUUAAAUUCA